Molecule: messenger RNA, 1047 nt
Organism: Vespa crabro (European hornet)
Lineage: Eukaryota; Metazoa; Arthropoda; Insecta; Hymenoptera; Vespidae
Exons: 2
Coding region: 200-961 (253 amino acids)
Molecular function (GO): N-acetyltransferase activity
Source: RefSeq, a predicted model, not a curated record
UAUAAAUAUAUAAACAAUACGCUAUUAUGUGUAUUACAAUGCAUGACCUCAGUGUACAUAUAUACUGUGACAAUAAUUACAAUUUCACAGUUGCUUAAAAUUUUAUACACUAUAUAAGUAGAACUUAAGUUUAUCAAAGACCAAAAAAUUUUAUUGUGUGCCUUUGGUUGAUUCAAUAUAGUUUAUAUAAUUUGUCAAUAUGCAGAAAUGUAUUCUUAUCAGAACUUAUAGAGAUGAAGAUAAAGCCGUUUGCAAAAAAUUACUUGAAGCUAGUGUAAUGAAUCAGCUAAAUCAUACAUAUAUUGGAUUUUUAUUAGGACUGAAUAUUAUGCGUAUAGUAAAUAUGUUAUCUAUAGUGUUAAUGUCACUACUCAUGUAUGCAGGAUUACAUACACCUUAUUGUAUUAUAGUUAUAUUUAUUCCAGAAAUAAUAUUAUACAUUUCAUUAUACGCAAAGUUUUUUUAUGAAGCUAGAAUUGUUGGAAAUGAAGUGGAUGAGAUUUCACGAAUUUACACGGCCUCUAAUUCUUCCCGUUUUUGGAUAGCGGAAGCAUAUGAAGAUUUUUCAUUAAAUAAUCAGGAACAAAAUCAGCAAUAUGUAUUCAUGACAGAAGAAAAAAUGAGUGUAUGUAAUAUUGAUUUUUCUAAUCAUAAUAAAAAAAUUGUAGGUAUUAUGUCAGUCUGUAAAAGUAAUUGGCAACCAAAACUUGCUUGGAUAAGAACAUUUUAUGUUCAGAAAAAAUAUACAAGGAAAGGUAUAGGAAGUAAUCUUUUGAAUCAAGCUCAGCAAUUUGCAGACGAAAACGGAAUUUUAUAUAUUAAAGCGAUUGUUUCUGAAUUUCAAAAACAUAUUAUGUAUUUUUAUAAUACGAAAAAUUUGUCUGUAAAUGUUAUACAUGAUAAAUCAUUUUUAAUAUCAGUUACGUUGUAUGAAUAUAUAUUUCGAAUAAGGGAUUCUUAAUGGGAUCAUUAGAAAUUUGGGUAAUGUUCAAUCUAUGCCAAAAAAUUGAACUGUCCUUCUAAAUAUUCAAAACAAAUUUUUGUAAA